Messenger RNA from Trichoderma atroviride IMI 206040, 1159 nucleotides. RefSeq lists its product as uncharacterized. Gene Ontology annotation, biological process: pantothenate biosynthetic process. Gene Ontology annotation, molecular function: pantoate-beta-alanine ligase activity. The record is from RefSeq and is a predicted model, not a curated record. NCBI's taxonomy places the organism in Eukaryota, Fungi, Ascomycota, Sordariomycetes, Hypocreales, Hypocreaceae.
AUUCACAGUUGCAAUGCUGCCUCAAGCGUCCUUCUCGCGGCUCGUCUCCCGCGCCGCCGGCCUGCCGCGCGCCAUUGGCCGUCCAGACCUCACCACCACCACCACCAUCCGGACGCUUCGCACCGUCGCCGAGACCGUCCCCAAGUCGUCCAUCAAGAUCCUGCGCCUCGUCGACGCCGUGCGGCAAUGGCGCAGGCCGCACAUGGCCAACUACCGCUCCGUCGGCCUCGUGCCCACCAUGGGCGCCCUGCACGAGGGCCACUUCUCGCUGAUCCGCGCCGCCGCGCGCGAGAACCACCACGUCGUCGUGAGCAUCUACGUCAACCCGGCCCAGUUCGGCAUCAAGGAGGACCUGGCGUCGUACCCCGUCACCUGGGAGACCGACGUGGCCGCCCUGGCCAGGCUGGACCGCGAGUUCGCCGACGACGGCGCAAACCUCGGCCGCAUCUCCGCCGUCUUUGCGCCCACCACCACCGAGAUGUACCCUUCUGGCUUCCCCGGCCAGGAGGUUGACAGCAAGGGCAGCUUCGUCACCAUCACGCCCGUGGCAGAGGUCCUCGAGGGCGCCAGCCGGCCGACCUUUUUCCGCGGCGUCGCCACCGUCUGCAUGAAGCUCUUCAACAUUGUCCAGCCGGACCGCGUCUACUUUGGCCAAAAGGACGUCCAGCAGACCGUCAUCAUCAAGCGCAUGGUCAAGGACUUUAUGAUGCCCACCGAGGUUGUCAUCUGCCCCACCACGCGGGAAGCCGACGGCCUUGCGCUGAGCUCGCGCAACGUCUACCUGGGGCCUCGCCGACGCAGUGUCGCCGUUGUGUUGAGCAAAGCGUUGCGUGCUGCCGAGCAUGUGUACAAGAAUGGCCAACUGAACCGUAGUGACGUCCUCGGAGCGGCGAACAACGUUGCCAAGACUGUGCUGGAGGCUCAGAAGGAGCUUCCUGCGGACCAGCGGGUUGCAUUCGAGGUCGACUACAUAUCCUUGGCUGAUCCCGACACGCUGCAAGAAGUCGACGCUGUAGACGCCGCCAAGGGAGCCAUCCUCAGCGGAGCCAUCAAGAUGCAGCCUGUGGAGCAGGCGCAGAGCGGCGAAGAUCUGGGCCAUUCUGGGGGCCCGGCAGUGCGAUUGAUUGACAACAUUAUACUUGCGCCCAAAGCCGAGUAG